UCUCUCUCUCUCUCUCUCUCUCUCCUUCCUUUAACCAUCACGAAUUUAUCCAUCAAACCAUCUACUUUGUUCGUUCGUUCGUUGUCGGAUCUGGAGAUGAAGUUCGGGAAGAGCCUCAGCAACCAGAUCGAGGAGACGCUGCCGGAAUGGAGGGACAAGUUCUUGUCCUACAAGGAGCUCAAGAAGCGGCUCAAGAUCAUAGGCGGCGGGGAUCGGCCGGCCAAGAGGCCCAGGGUGGCUGAUAAUGAUGACAGCGCUGCCGCGUCGGAGGCCGCGAUGACGCGGGAGGAAGAGGAUUUCUUGAGGCUUUUGGAAGCCGAGCUCGAGAAAUUCAACGCCUUCUUCGUCGAGAAGGAGGAGGAGUAUAUCAUCCGCCAGAAGGAGCUGCAGGACCGAGUAGCUCGAGCGGAGUCCAAGGUGGAGCUGAUGAAAGUGAGGAAGGAGAUCGUGGACUUCCACGGAGAGAUGGUCCUCCUCGAGAACUACAGCGCCCUCAACUACACCGGACUAGUGAAAAUACUGAAGAAGUAUGACAAGAGGACAGGGGCUCUCAUCCGGCUACCCUUCAUCCAGAGGGUACUCCAGCAGCCUUUCUUCACCACUGAUCUGCUAUACAAGCUGGUGAAGGGGUGUGAGGCCAUGCUGGACCGCCUCUUCCCUAAGAAUGAACAAGCAUCGGUAUCCGGGGACGAUGGGGAUGGGGCGCGGAAGCCAUCAAAACCUGGUUCCUCUUUGGUCAGAGGAGGGUUCCCGGAGUUGGAGGAUAUAGAGUACAUGGAGAGCUUGUACAUGAAGAGCACUAUCGCAGCAUUGCGGGCGCUGAAAGAGAUCAGAAGCGGGAGUUCCACAGUUAGCGUUUUCUCAUUGCCACCGUUGCAGAGUAGUGGGCUGGAGGAGAGGUGGAAUAAGAUUCCUGUGCUCGAACAAGUGGCAAAAUGAUUAUAAAUUAAUUGUGUGCGGGCAUGGAUCAUUUGCUUCGGUACUUCUUCCAACAUGGAUUUGCUCGGAGAUGGGAUUGUGAUCCUCCUCUGUUUUUCUUUAGCCCUUUUCUCUUUGUUGCUUAUAUGCUUUCCUGUAUUGAUUAGAUGCUAGGUUUCUAACAGGUGUAAAAUGCUGAAAUCUAAAUACGCAUAGAAGAUUCUGAGAAUAUCUGCUCA
Elaeis guineensis (African oil palm) is the source of this 1157-nucleotide messenger RNA. Its product is annotated as SPX domain-containing protein 1. NCBI's taxonomy places the organism in Eukaryota, Viridiplantae, Streptophyta, Magnoliopsida, Arecales, Arecaceae. Gene Ontology annotation, biological process: cellular response to phosphate starvation. The record is from RefSeq and is a predicted model, not a curated record.